Messenger RNA from Magallana angulata, 3995 nucleotides. RefSeq names its product RNA-binding protein spenito-like. The transcript is spliced from 2 exons. NCBI's taxonomy places the organism in Eukaryota, Metazoa, Mollusca, Bivalvia, Ostreida, Ostreidae. Gene Ontology annotation, molecular function: mRNA binding. Gene Ontology annotation, biological process: regulation of alternative mRNA splicing, via spliceosome. Gene Ontology annotation, cellular component: nucleus. The coding region runs from base 112 to 2265 and encodes 717 amino acids. The record is from RefSeq and is a predicted model, not a curated record.
GCUGGAUACCGCAUACAAUGUAACAGGUGCGAUGCGUAUUUCAAUGGCGUCACCUAGAGUAAUUUUGAUCAUAUUUUAGAAGCUUUUAUUUCCUUUUAGAACCAAAACAAAAUGAAACGUUCCCAGGAAAGAGAUAUGUCACCGAGGGUUCCGAAGAGAUCACGCUAUCCCGGCCCUGAUUAUGAGAUGAUGAGAAAAUCACCAAUUCCCGAAUAUGAUCGACGAGAUCUUCGAAUGAGCCCUCCGCCUCGGAGUCGGGAAAUGAAAUAUUAUCACGAUGACGUGAGGCCAAGGUAUCGUGAAGAUGAUUAUCCAAUAGGCCGAACAGAGUUGAAAACCCCAGAAUAUAGAUCUCUUUGUUUAAGUGGUAUAUCAAGUAAGAUUCCUGACCAUGCUGUGAAAGACGCCUUGUAUAGAGAAUUCAAAAAAUUUGGUGAAUUUAAUGUUAAUAUUACUUAUACUGGGGAAAUGCGUGUGGCCUACAUUAAUUUCCGUUAUCCCGAGGAUGCACGAGAAGCAAAGCAUGCAAAACACAACAAAUUGGUUCUGUUUGAAAGGCUUGUGGUAAUUGAAUCUGUGUAUCCCAAAAAACACCAUGGUGCACCUAGUGGAGCAAUGUCCACCUCAAGUUACGCUCGUUCAAAUGAAUUUCUGAAUUAUCCAGGUGGCAGCAGUAGUAGGAGGAGCUCACCUCCUUUUCAACCAAGAAGAAGUUACCCAAGCAUGCGAUCUCCUGAAGUAGAUGUGCCUCAACGAAAAGACUUUGGUUCAGGUUACAUCUCACCCACCAGUGUUAGAAGAGCGCCAAAUGAGAAGUUUCCAUACCACUUAGAUCACAUACCACCAGAGGAAGAUGACAAAGCAACAAGAACUCUCUUUGUAGGAAACCUUGAUUACAACAUCACUGAUGAAGAACUAAAGGAUGUGUUUGAAAAGUAUGGAUUUCUUGAGGAAAUUGACAUCAAAAGACCUCAACGUGGACAAGGAAAUGCAUAUGCAUUCAUUAAAUUCAUGAAUCUUGACUAUGCACAUCGGGCAAAAGUUGAAAUGUCUGGACAAUACAUUGGGCGUUUUCAGUGCAAAAUUGGCUAUGGAAAAGUGACUCCAAGUACUUGUAUUUGGGUAGGAGGUUUAGGGCCAUGGGUGACUCAUCAAAUGCUGGAACGUGAAUUUGAUAGGUUUGGGAUCAUUGAACGAAUUGAGUGGCCACAGAGCAAAAGUUAUGCUUAUGUGUUAUAUGACAACAUUGAUGCUGCUCAGGCUGCAUGUUCUGAAAUGCGAGGGGCUCCACUUGGGGGACAAGAUAGACGUCUUAGAAUUGACUUUGCUGAUGUCAGUCAUAUCACUAAUACACCAAAACCACUAGAAAUAAAAACAAAUGAAAGUGGCAGAGGAUACCAGGGCAGCAACUGGAAGCCACCUCAUGAAAGGAGAGAGGAUGGCAAAAGUGUUGAUGGUUCGUUCCGAAGUCAAGAACCUAAAGAUGAGCGUAGAAGAUCGUAUGAAGAGUUUGAUGUAAGAGGCCCAGAUAUGCCAUAUAGGAGACCAAGAACCCCAGAUGGGUCGGAAGACCGAAGACGACGAAGAAGUCCCGAUAAGUAUGAUGGGCAUCCUCAAAGCAGGGAUGGUAGAAAAGGAGGCAGAGUUUCAGAUGAGGAGUUCGAUGUGGAUGGAGGAAGGCGUGAUGCAAGGAGGUUAUCUGCUGAGAAAGAGUAUUCUGAUUUGGAGGAAGUUGAAAACAUCAGUGAAAUGGUGAAGUGUCUACCUGUGGCGUGGAAUGGGGGAAUUCUGUUAAAAAAUAGUGCUUUUCCUGGGAGGAUGCAUGUUGUGAGUGGGGAUGUCACGAUUGUGGAUACUCUGAUGAGAGAUCCGACCACCACGGAAACACCCAUGCUGAAGAUCAAACAGAGGCUGCGAUUAGACCCACCCAAACUGGAUGAUGUCGGAAGACGGGUUGUAGCUGCUGGUCGGGGUGGUCAUUGUAUUCUUCUUGCAAUGCCGAGCACACUUCCAAACUGGGACGAUUCUGCUGUCCAACAGAGACCACUGAAAAAUUUGGUGACAUAUUUGCGCCAGAAAGAGGCUGCUGGAGUGAUCUCUCUUCCUCCUUAUGAGACGAAAGACAAGGACAACGUGGGUGUUCUUUAUGCUUUUCCUCCUUGUGCAUUCGGAUACGAGUACCUGAGGAAGGCAGCACCCAGAUUACCAGCAGAACCAAUUCAAGAUGAUUACCUUAUCGUUGUAGUCAUAAGAGGGACUGUAUAAAGUGCUUUUGAAGCAAUUGUAGAUCGAAUGAUUUUAAAAAUCAGUAGAAGAUAAUUUAUAGCCCUUUUUAAAAAAACCAAUAUUAUGUAAUGUUGUGUGUGUUGAGGAUAUUGCAGCUGUAGAUAAAAUACUGCCAUUUUGCACACUUGAGUGAUUUAUUUGAUGGUUAAUAUUUUUGAAAACUUUUCUCUUUUUUAGCAACUAUAUUUGACAUAGAUUAUACUUUAACAUUUGUACAAUGCAUUGGUUCUCUUUUUUAUCUGUUGAGAAGAAAUUUAAAUCAAUCAAAUUACUUUCAUUUUAAGAAAACAUCAUCAACGUAAGUUGUUUACUUAAUUUUGUCUAUUAUAAAAAGAUUUUUCAGUUUGAUUUACAUCAUGUUGGAAACAAAUUUGCAAAUCCACUACAAAGAAAUGUUGCAUUCUUUGAGAAAUGGUCUAGGUUUAAUUUAUUGAAUAUAUUUAAAGAGGUGCUGAAAAAAAUGUUGGUGAACAUUUAUUAUGUAUAUUGUGAAAAUAUUUAGUACAGGAACAUAAUUGUACAUAGAUUUAGUAUUUACCGUCAAGAUUGCAAGGAGAAAAGGGACAUGUUAGGAUUUCAAUACAAUAUUUUAGCAUAUUUUUUAAAAAUAAGCAGACAAUUACAAUAUAGUUUAUGAUAAUUUUAUUUAAUGUGAUUGUCUCUUGAGAAUGUGUGUGUGCGUGUAUGUAUAUAUGUGAUAUCAGACAUACUGGUUUCAUCUCUGUAAUACCAUUGCGAGACUUGUGGUUUCUUUUUAGCGUUUGUUGACUCUUGCUGCCAAAAAGAUUUCUAUACAGAAGGAGCCCACAAAAAUUAUCAAACAGGGAGGAAUGAAUUCAAAAUGAGAGAAAUCUUUUGGAUGAUGGAAUUAAUGUGCAAUAGUUGAUGGUGGAACGUUUAGACUUUAUAUGCUGAAUAUCUCGAUGAUGUGUGAAUGUUUAUAAACAAUUUUGUGUGUUGUGAAUAGAUAAUAAUAUUGUAGAUUUUUUGGUUAUUAAAAAAGAAGUGAUUCUUGGACAGUUCAGCACUCUAUAUUGGAUGUGAAAUAUGAUAAAAUCUCGGAUGUGAUGAUGUGUUGAGUGAAUUCACAAUCAUCUGGAAAUGUGUGCAUGAUGGACAAUUAUUGGCCAUGUCUAAGAGACAGCCAUUUUUUCCGGAAUAUAUCCUGUUCUGUUAAAUAAUCUACAUCUGAUGCUUUCAGUGAUGUGUUUUGUGUGCAUUUAUUUUGCAACCCCAUAUGAUAUAGUUAGUAGCAAGAAAAAUAAACCUUGUGAAAAUGAAAACAACAAGAGAUGACCUUUAUUUUUCAGAUAGAAGCAGUUUGCUUAUUUUUGAAAGUGUGAUUAUCAAAAGUUUGUGUCACAAUCUAGUGAAAACAAACAAGAUAUUUCAAGUUUUCUCGGAAUGCGCAUUCCAAAAAAAGUGAUGUGCUUGUGGUUUUUAAAAUUGAUGAAUGUUCUAGUGUCUGUUUUAAAAUAUCUCCGUAAGCAAUGCUUGCUAUAAAAAAAAUUCUGGAAUUCAUUUUAUUUCCAUCAAUGGAAGAUUCUUUGAUGGUUUCGGAGAAUGAAGAUACAUGAUAGUGUUAAUUGCUUUUCAUUCAUUCCCGUGUAUUCAGUGCAAUAGAGUGUAAAAUUGUGAUAUGUUUUUAACAGAAAAGUGAAAUUAAAAGUCAACUAAGUUGUGAACAUGGAAGCAACUUGAUCAAUGUG